Rangifer tarandus platyrhynchus (Svalbard reindeer) is the source of this 315-nucleotide messenger RNA. NCBI's taxonomy places the organism in Eukaryota, Metazoa, Chordata, Mammalia, Artiodactyla, Cervidae. The record is from the annotation of a GenBank genome assembly.
AUGUGUUGGAUUUUCAAUGGACAAGAAUUUAUGACCCAAGGUUUGGAAACACUUAGUCAGAGCCCCAAUCCUUCCACAGAGUUCAUCCAGGCACUUCAGCUCUGGACUUGCUUACAAAGACUUGCUAUUCAUUUCUUCACACAUUUCCUGGGGGACCUUGUUCCUGCUGGCACACAGCUCUGUAUUCCUGCCUCACCUGCUAGUCUUCUGAUAAUUCAUCACUUGACCACUGUGGUUUUCCUCCUGGCAGCAUUUUGCUGUGUUAUGUUCACCUGUAGCCCCAUCUGGACCACAAACUCAGCUUCAAAGCCCUGA